Messenger RNA from Neomonachus schauinslandi (Hawaiian monk seal), 936 nucleotides. RefSeq names its product olfactory receptor 4A15-like. Bases 7 to 936 code for a protein of 309 amino acids. Gene Ontology annotation, biological process: G protein-coupled receptor signaling pathway. The transcript is spliced from 2 exons. Gene Ontology annotation, cellular component: membrane. Gene Ontology annotation, molecular function: olfactory receptor activity; G protein-coupled receptor activity. Lineage: Eukaryota; Metazoa; Chordata; Mammalia; Carnivora; Phocidae. The record is from RefSeq and is a predicted model, not a curated record.
GAACAUAUGGAACACAGAAACAAUGUGACUGAGUUUGUCCUCUUGGGGCUCACUGAGAGCCUCCAAGGUCAGAAAAUAUUAUUUGUUGUGUUCUUGAUCAUCUACAUCAUGACAGUGGUGGGCAACUUACUCAUUGUGGUGACUGUGGUGGUCAGCCCAACCCUGGAUGCCCCUAUGUACUUCUUUCUUGGUUACUUAUCAUUUAUGGAUGCUGUUUAUUCUACUACAGUUACUCCAAAUAUGAUUAUAGACUUACUCUAUGAGAAGAAAACCAUUUCCUUCCAAGCUUGCAUGUCCCAGCUCUUUAUAGGGCACUUAUUUGGUGGUGCUGAGAUUUUACUCCUGGUGGUCAUGGCCUAUGACCGCUAUGUGGCCAUCUGCAAACCCUUGCAUUAUUUGACAAUCAUGAAUCAAAGGCUGUGUGUUCUCUUGCUGCUGUUGGCCUGGUCUGGAGGUUUUUGGCAUGCUGUAGUUCAACUUCUCUUUGUUUACAACCUUCCCUUCUGUGGUCCCAAUGUCAUCGACCACUUCAUCUGUGACAUGUAUCCAUUAUUAAAACUUGCCUGCACUGACACCUAUGUUAUUGGCCUCACUGUGGUUGCCAAUGAUGGGGCAAUCUGUGUGGUCAUCUUUACAGUCUUACUCAUUUCCUAUGGGGUCAUUCUGCACUCCCUGAAGACCCAUAGUCAGGAAGGGAGGCGCAAAGCCUUAUCCACCUGUGGCUCCCACAUUACAGUGGUGGUCCUCUUCUUUGUCCCCUGCAUUUUUAUGUAUGUGAGACCUCCUUCUACCUUACACAUCGAUAAAUCCUUGACUGUGUUUUAUACAGUUAUCACCCCUAUGUUAAACCCUCUAAUCUAUACACUGAGAAAUGGAGACAUGAAAAAUGCCAUGAGAAAACUGUGGACCAGAAGAAGAACUCUUGUUGGAAAAUAA